Molecule: messenger RNA, 3328 nt
Organism: Dipodomys spectabilis (banner-tailed kangaroo rat)
Lineage: Eukaryota; Metazoa; Chordata; Mammalia; Rodentia; Heteromyidae
Gene: Zfyve1
Product: zinc finger FYVE-type containing 1
Exons: 12
Coding region: 641-2974 (777 amino acids)
Molecular function (GO): metal ion binding
Source: RefSeq, a predicted model, not a curated record
CUGUUAGUCAAGCUGAGAGAAGUUCACUCUGAUCAGCUGAUCCUAACUGACAACAGGAGAGGAGGAAGCCCGGGAGGCACCGAAGGAGGAGGGGGGCGGAGAAGGAGAUGAGGAUGGAUCCACCCGUGCCCUGAGGAGCAGCCUCCCACCCCCACUAGCGCCCCGCCGUCCCCGACGCCUCCUCGCCAGGCCGAGCUGUUCCGCGGUAUCUUUUGACAUAGUUACUUGAAGUUGAAUUAUAUUGAAAAACUCCUGACCACUUUAUUUCAUUACUGAAACUUCGUGGCUGAGGCCCAGCUCAUGAGCCCCUCUUUGUGAACCCAACAGACCUUUCUCAGUCAUCAACAACUUCGAAGUUCAUUUUGACCACAUCUUUCCCUGCACUUUAUGGAGGAUAAAACCAUCAAACAAGAUCAACAUUGCUGCUGAUACAAGAGUCUUGGAAGAAGAAAAAAAAGAAAAGAAAAAAACAAACCCCAAACUCAAACAUUUGUGUGUGUGUAAAGAUAGAUUUUUUUUUUUUUAAAGCAUCUAGAGCCUUGUGUAAGUUCUGUGGAGUCUGCAGACUCAAAACCUUUGUCUUCACUUCUGGGGAAAGCUUGGUGACUGUUACAGAGUGGGUAGUUUCAUUACCUGAGUUAUGAGUGCCCAGACUUCCCUAGCAGAGAAGGGCCUGAAUCCUGGGCUGAUGUGCCAGGAGAGUUAUGCCUGCAGCGGGACUGACGAAGCUAUCUUUGAGUGUGAUGAGUGUUGUAGUUUGCAGUGCCUGCGCUGUGAGGAAGAACUCCAUCGGCAAGAGCGCCUGCGGAACCAUGAGCGGAUAAGACUCAAAGCUGGCCACGUCCCUUACUGUGACCCCUGCAAAGGCCCCAAUGGGCAUUCUCCAGGUGUUAGACAAAGGGCAGCUGUGAGAUGUCAGACCUGCAAAAUCAACUUGUGCCUGGAGUGCCAAAAGAGAACUCAUUCUGGAGGUAACAAGAGGAGGCACCCUAUUACUGUGUACCAUGUCAGUAAGGUCCAGGAGUCCCUAGAGGCAGAGGAGAUGGAUGAGGAGACCAAGGGGAAGAGGAUGACGGAGAAGGUUGUGAGUUUCCUCCUAGUAGAUGAAAAUGAAGAGAUUCAGGUAACAAACGAAGAGGACUUUAUUAGGAAAUUGGACUGUAAACCUGAUCAGCAUCUGAAGGUGGUUUCCAUUUUUGGAAAUACUGGUGAUGGAAAGUCUCAUACCCUCAACCACACUUUCUUCUAUGGCCGUGAAGUCUUCAAAACUUCUCCUGCCCAGGAGUCCUGCACGGUGGGAGUGUGGGCUGCCUAUGACCCAGUGCACAAAGUAGCAGUGAUAGACACAGAAGGGCUGUUGGGGGCCACGGUGAAUCUCAGCCAGCGAACACGGCUGCUGCUCAAGGUUCUGGCCAUCUCAGACCUGGUCAUCUAUCGAACUCAUGCAGACCGGCUACAUAAUGACCUCUUCAAAUUCCUUGGGGAUGCCUCAGAAGCUUAUCUAAAACACUUCACCAAGGAGCUUAAAGCUACCACUGCCCGCUGUGGCCUAGAUGUCCCUUUAUCCACCCUGGGCCCUGCAGUUAUUAUUUUCCAUGAGACUGUACACACUCAACUACUGGGCUCUGAUCACCCUUCAGAGGUGCCGGAGAAACUUAUCCAGGACAGGUUCCGAAAGCUGGGCCGCUUCCCUGAAGCCUUUAGUUCUAUUCACUACAAGGGAACGAGGACUUACAACCCCCCCACAGACUUCUCUGGGCUUCGACGGGCUUUGGAGCAGCUGUUAGAGAAUAACACUACCCGAUCUCCCCGGCACCCGGGGGUCAUCUUCAAAGCCCUGAAGGCGCUGAGUGACCGCUUCAGCGGUGAGAUCCCUGAUGACCAGAUGGCGCACAGCUCCUUUUUUCCAGAUGAGUACUUUACCUGCUCCUCCCUGUGCCUCAGCUGUGGGGCUGGCUGUAAGAACAGCAUGAAUCAUGGAAAGGAAGGAGUGCCUCAUGAAGCCAAGAGCCGCUGCAGAUACUCCCACCAGUAUGACAACCGGGUUUAUACCUGUAAGGCCUGCUAUGAGAGGGGCAAGGAAGUCAGCGUGGUGCCCAAAACAUCUGCUUCCACUGACUCUCCCUGGAUGGGUCUUGCAAAAUAUGCCUGGUCUGGGUAUGUAAUUGAAUGUCCUAACUGUGGUGUGGUCUAUCGGAGUCGACAGUACUGGUUUGGCAACCAAGAUCCUGUGGAUACGGUGGUGCGGACAGAGAUUGUGCAUGUGUGGCCUGGAACUGAUGCAUUUCUGAAGGACAACAACAAUGCUGCCCAGCGCUUGUUGGAUGGGAUGAACUUCAUGGCUCAGUCUGUGUCUGAGCUCAGCCUUGGGCCCACCAAGGCUGUGACUUCCUGGCUGACAGAUCAGAUUGCUCCAGCCUACUGGAGACCCAAUUCCCAGAUCCUGAGCUGCAACAAAUGUGGGACGUCCUUUAAAGACAACGACACCAAGCAUCACUGCCGGGCCUGUGGGGAGGGCUUCUGCGACAGCUGCUCGUCCAAGACUCGGCCAGUGCCUGAGCGGGGCUGGGGGCCUGCGCCUGUACGGGUGUGUGACAACUGCUACGAUGCCAGGAAUGUCCAGUUAGAUGUUACCGAGGCACAGGCAGAUGAUGAAGGUGGAACACUGAUCGCUCGGAAGGUGGGCGAGGCAGUGCAGAACACUCUAGGAGCCGUGGUGACAGCCAUUGACAUACCACUAGGCCUGGUGAAGGAUGCAGCCAGGCCGGCCUACUGGGUGCCUGACCACGAGAUCCUGCACUGCCACAACUGCCGCAAGGAGUUCAGCGUCAAACUGUCCAAGCACCACUGCCGUGCCUGCGGACAGGGCUUCUGUGACGAGUGCUCUCAUGACCGCCGGGCUGUCCCUUCUCGUGGCUGGGAUCAUCCUGUCCGAGUCUGCUUCAACUGCAAUAAAAAGCCCGGUGACCUUUAACCCCAGCUCCCUCUCCGAGUCCUUCACAGUUCCCUAGGUUCUCAGGGUUAGAAACAGAAGUCAUUUGAAGUAGGCCCUCCUCCCGGUCACCUGCUGUGUAUGUCCUCUCCUCUCCUCAUCCUGGGGCCACUUUUCCUCCACGGGGUGAGCCUGGCGGCAGGCCCGAAGGCAUAAACCCCUCAGGGCAGGGGACCGAGCAGCUCACAGCAAAGGGGCAUGAACCUGAAUCCGUUGCAUUAAUUUCAGUUAAUAAUAAGUCUUAUCUAUCUAUGUAUUGCUCAAUAUAUACAAAUGAAAGGGAACUCUGGGAGUGUGUUAAGGCUGCUGCUGGCUGUGCAAACGCCGCCCCCCCCC